Molecule: messenger RNA, 2373 nt
Organism: Puma concolor (puma)
Lineage: Eukaryota; Metazoa; Chordata; Mammalia; Carnivora; Felidae
Source: RefSeq, a predicted model, not a curated record
AUGGCCGGGAACGCCCAUUUACCCGCCCGGAACAGUCGCUACACAUUGGAGCCUCACACUGCUUUCGAAGCACCAAUUCCGAAUACCCUGCCUCGGAAAUAUCACGAGGACUUCCUGGACUCCAAAACGCGUAUCUCUUCUGGCUGGAAUGGGAGCCUCAAGAGGCAGUGUGAGGCCCUGGCCGUUUUCCUGGCCGGCGACGUUGUUCCUGGCACAGACCGAAUGACGCCAUUUUUGUUACUGGUAGAGCUCGGCUUGGAGGCUGUUUCUGGGCAUGCGAAAGAUAAGCUAAAGCGUCAACCAGACCCACCAAGGAGGGCUGGAGGGGAAAGGGAAUUUCGGGGGAUGUUGAGCCCAUUUGUGCAAGCAGGGAGCCAAGUUCGUCUUGAGAAGGAGCUUUGGGGUCCUGAGAGCAGAGCCAGGGAACUAGUGACCUAUGAAGAUGUGGCUGUGGACUUCACCCAGGAGGAGUGGCAGCAUCUGGACCCUGCUCAGAAGAUCCUACACAGAGAUGUGAUGCUGGAGAUCUACAGCCAUCUGGUCUCUGUGGGGUGUUCAGGUAUAAGUCCAGGUAUAAUCUUCAAGUUGGAACAUGAAGAGGACCCAUGGAUCAUGAAGAGUGAGUUGUCAAGGUGGAUCCACUCAGACAGGGAGAAAAGCCUUGACUCUUCCCAGCAGAUCAUUUCUGAAGAACUUUCAUUUCAAAAAGAGAUAUUGGAAAAAGCCCCAAAGGAUAAUUCAUUGUACUACCUUUUAAAAGUUUGGCGUAUUGAUGGUCAGACACAUAAAUAUCAGGGAAACCAAGACAGAGUUUUGAAGCAAGUCACAGUCAUUAACUAUGAAACAUUGACCAAGGAGAAAGGCCCCAAAUAUAACACACUUGGAAACAGUUUUGGUGGGUGCAUGAACCUUGAUCCUUCAAGUAAAAAACUCCAUAAUUUUGAUUUAUGUGAAAAGAACUUGGAAUCUAAUUUAGACUCACUGAUAUGUAAUAGGAGCCAUACAAGAAAGAACCCCAUUGAGAGAUUUGGAUGCAGGAGCCCACCUAGCUUUAGUGAUUCCUGUUCUGUACCUGAGAAAAUUUACACUGGCAUGAAACCUUGUGGACAUGGUCAAUGUGAAAAAUUUCUCAGUCAUAAACAAGUCCAUAUUCAGUAUAAAAAAGGUCAAGCUGGUAAGAAACCCAAUGUUUGUGGUGAGUGUGGGAAAGGCUUUAUUAAGAAGUCACAACUUAUUAUACAUCAAAGAAUUCAUACUGGAGAAAAACCGUAUGUAUGUGGAGAUUGUGGAAAAGCCUUCAGUGAGAAAUCACACCUCAUUGUGCAUCAGAGGAUUCAUACUGGGGAGAAGCCCUAUGAGUGUACUAAGUGUGGGAGAGCCUUCUCCCAGAAGUCACCCUUCAUUGUUCAUCAAAGAGUCCACACUGGAGAGAAACCCUAUGAAUGUUCUGAGUGUCAAAAAGCCUUCUCUCAGAAGUCACAUCUCAUUAUACAUCAGCGAGUUCACACUAGAGAGAAGCCCUUUGAAUGUAGUGAAUGUGGGAAAGCCUUCUGUGAGAAGUCUCACCUUUUUAUACACCAGAUAACUCAUACUGGGGAGAGACCCUAUGAAUGUACUGAAUGUGGGAAGACCUUCCCUCGGAAAACACAACUCAUCAUCCAUUAUAGAACACAUACUGGAGAGAAACCCUAUAAAUGUAGUGAAUGUGGAAAAACCUUUUGCCAGCAGUCCCACCUCAUAGGGCAUCAAAGAAUUCAUACAGGAGAGAAACCUUAUGUGUGUAAUGACUGUGGAAAAGCCUUUUCCCAAAAGUCCCACCUUACUGGACAUCAAAGGCUUCACACUGGAGAGAAACCUUAUAUAUGUACAGAGUGUGGAAGAGCCUUCUCUCAGAAAUCACCUCUUAUUAUACACCAAAGAAUUCAUACAGGGGAGAAACCCUAUGAGUGUAGUGACUGUGGCAAAACCUUCUCCCAGAAAUCACCCCUCAUUAUUCAUCAGAGAAUUCAUACAGGGGAGAAACCCUAUGAGUGUACUGAGUGUGGAAGGGCAUUUUCCCUGAAGUCACAUCUCAUUAUACAUCAGAGAGCUCAUGCUGGAGAGAAACCAUAUGAACGUAAUGAAUCUGGAAAGGCCUUAUGUGAGACGUCUCCACUAGCUGUACAUCAAAGAACUCAUACUAGGGAGAAACCCACUGAAUCUGCUGAAUAUGGUAUGGCCUUUUCCCGAAAUUCACAGAUGAUCACAUAUCAGAGAACACACACAGCAGAGAAACCCUCCAACUGCAGUGACUGUGGGAAGGUGUUCUGCCAGCACAUACACUUCACUGGACAUCAGAACCAACAUAGGAGAGAAACUUCAUAUAAGUACUGA